Molecule: messenger RNA, 1509 nt
Organism: Penicillium bovifimosum
Lineage: Eukaryota; Fungi; Ascomycota; Eurotiomycetes; Eurotiales; Aspergillaceae
Product: mannitol dehydrogenase family protein
Exons: 1
Coding region: 1-1509 (502 amino acids)
Molecular function (GO): mannitol dehydrogenase activity
Source: RefSeq, a predicted model, not a curated record
AUGGCACCCCUCAAGCUAAACAGCAAGAACCUACCCCAAAUUGCCACCGCGGGCGAUGGAAAUGUCCAGGUCCCUACUUACAAGCGCGAUGGCGCUGUCAAGGAGGGAAUCGUGCACGUCGGUGUCGGUGGCUUCCACCGAGCUCACCUGGCAGUUUACGUCGAUCAAUUGAUGCAGAAGCACGGUGUGACUGACUACGCCAUCUGCGGUGUCGGCUUGCAACCCUUCGACGCUACCAUGCGCGACGUGUUGAGAGAACAAGACCACCUUUACACUGUGAUUGAGCGUUCGGCAAAGGGCAGCUUUGCUCACAUUGUUGGCUGCAUUAACUCCUACCUCUUCGCACCCGAUGACCGCGAAGCCGUCAUCGCCAAGAUGGCACACCCUGAUACCCAUAUUGUCUCCCUCACCAUCACCGAGAGCGGCUACUAUUACAACGAAAACACACACGAGUUGAUUAGUGAACACCCCGAUAUUCAGUUCGAUAUCGACCCCGCCAACGAGAAGACCCCCCGCACCACAUUCGGCUUCCUCUACGCCGCCCUUGCCCGCCGUCACAAGGCAGGCCUCAAGCCCUUCACCGUCAUGUCGUGCGAUAAUAUGCAGAAGAACGGUUCCAUCACACGUCACAUGCUUCACUCCUUCGCUCUCCUGCGCGAUCCCGAGGUUGCCAAGUGGAUUUACGAGCAGGGCGCUUUCCCCAACGCCAUGGUCGACCGUAUUACCCCUCAGACAUCAGCCGCCGACAAAACGGCGCUGGCUAAGGACUUCAGCAUCGAGGAUGCAUGGCCAGUCGUCACAGAGCCCUUUAUGCAAUGGGUCAUCGAAGACCAGUUUUCCGACGGUCGCCCACCAUUUGAGAAGGUUGGUGUCCAGGUUGUCAAGAACGUGCACGAUGUCGAGCAGUUUGAGAAGCACAAGCUCCGUCUGCUCAAUGGCAGUCACUCCGCCAUCGGCUACCCCGGUCAGAUGGCCGGCUUCAAAUACGUUCACGAGGUGAUGGAGAACCCGCUGUUCCGCAAGUUGGUGUGGCAAAUGAUGCAGGACGAAGUUAAGCCCUUGUUGCCUGAUAUUCCGGGCGUCAACAUCGACGAUUACUGCGAGACGCUCAUGGGCCGUUUCUCCAACCCCACAAUCAUGGACCAGCUGCCUCGCAUCUGUCUCAACGCUUCUGGCAAGAUCCCUCAAUUCAUCAUGCCCUCGAUUGCUGAGGCAAUCUGGGUGACUGGCCCGUUCCGCCGUCUGUGCUUUGUCGCAGCCGCUUGGUUCUGUUACGUCAAGGGUGUCGACGACAGCGGUAACAAGUUCGAAGUCAACGACCCGUUGGUUGAAGAGCUUCAGACUCGCGCUCACGCUGGCGGCACCAACCCCCUUGAACUGCUCCAGAUGAAGAACCUUUUCGGUGACGAUUUGCGCGGUGAUAAGCGAUUCCUCGAUGAGACCGCUAAGGCCAUGGAGGACAUUACGCGGGAUGGCGUCUUGAAGACACUUCCCAAGUACCUGGAUUAA